Molecule: messenger RNA, 2220 nt
Organism: Daucus carota subsp. sativus
Lineage: Eukaryota; Viridiplantae; Streptophyta; Magnoliopsida; Apiales; Apiaceae
Product: DEAD-box ATP-dependent RNA helicase 51
Exons: 13
Coding region: 177-1937 (586 amino acids)
Biological process (GO): maturation of LSU-rRNA from tricistronic rRNA transcript (SSU-rRNA, 5.8S rRNA, LSU-rRNA)
Cellular component (GO): nucleolus
Molecular function (GO): ATP binding; nucleic acid binding; RNA helicase activity
Source: RefSeq, a predicted model, not a curated record
AAUCUAACACACGAAAAUUAGGCUUAAAUUGACCUCUCCGCUCAGCAGCUGAUGUUUAGGGUUUAAGGGGCUCCAAUCUCCGCAAAACACCCUGCUUUUCGUUCAUCUUCCACCGCCGCCGGUGCCGGUUAUAUAUAUUUUCUGUUAAAACUCGAGAGCUAAACAUUGGAGUAAGGAUGGUUGAUACUGAGAAAAUUUCUAACCCGAAACCCCCGAAAUCGGAAGAUGGGGAUAUGAAGAAGAAACGGAAGAGGAAGAGAAGCAAAAAAGAGAGCGAAAAAUCAGUUACAGUAGCCGAAGAAGUUGAGGUGAAUGAAAAUGGAGAUAGUUAUAUAGAAGAAAAAAUGGAAUUGGAGACGAACAAAAAGGAAGAAGAGCACUUUGAGCUUGAACGACAAGAAGAAGAAAAAGAAGAAGCGGAUGAGACUGAAGAGAAGAAGAUGAAGAAGAUGAAGAAGAAGAAGGCGAAAAGUGGCAGUGGAAUUAUGAGUACAGUCAGUUUUGAGUCGAUGAGCUUGUCUGAACCUACCAUGAAAGCCAUUAAAGAUAUGGGUUUUCAUUACACGACUGAGAUUCAAGCUAGAUCUAUGCCACUUCUUAUUGAAGGCAGAGACGUUCUUGGUGCUGCGAGGACGGGUUCUGGGAAGACACUUGCGUUUCUAGUACCAGCAGUUGAGUUGCUUUAUCAACUUCAUUUUGCUCCUCGGAACGGAACGGGAGUUAUCAUCAUUUGCCCAACUAGGGAACUUGCCAUACAGACACAUGCAGUUGCAAAGGAACUAUUAAAGUAUCAUUCACAGACUCAUGGGUUGGUCAUUGGUGGUUCAGCAAGGAAGAGCGAGGCAGAAAGACUAGCUAAAGGAGUUAAUUUAUUGGUGGCAACCCCUGGCCGACUUCUUGAUCAUCUUCAAAACACCAAGGGGUUUAUAUACAAUCGUCUAAAGUGUUUGACGAUUGAUGAAGCUGACAGAAUAUUGGAGGCAAACUUUGAAGAAGAAAUGAAGCAAAUAAUUAAAAUUUUACCUAAGGAGAGGCAAGCAGCCCUUUUCUCUGCUACCCAGACGAAGAAGGUUGCAGAUCUGGCACGCUUAUCCUUGAAAGAUCCUGUCUACGUUGGUGUAGACGAUGAAAGGAAGAGGGUCACUAAUGAAGGACUGGAGCAAGGCUACUGUGUUGUGCCAUGUGCCAAGAGAUUUAUUGUACUCUAUUCCUUCCUAAAACGACAUCAAUCACAGAAAGUGAUGGUUUUCUUCUCUUCAGUCAACUCCGUCAAAUUUCAUUCAGAAUUGCUGAAGUACAUUCAUGUGGAUUGCUUUGACAUUCAUGGACAACAAAAGCAGCAGAAACGAACCACUACUUUCUUUGACUUUUGUAAAGCAGAAAAAGGAAUACUGUUGUGUACUGAUGUUGCUGCUCGUGGUCUUGAUAUUCCUGCUGUGGACUGGAUUAUUCAAUACGAUCCACCGGAUGAUCCCAAGGAAUAUGUGCAUAGAGUUGGUCGAACAGCUCGUGGUGAAGGUUCAAAAGGAAAUGCCCUGCUUUUCCUGACACCAGAAGAGUUGCAGUUUCUCAGCCAUCUUAAGGCAGCUAAGGUGCCUGUAAAAGAGUAUGAAUUUCCUGAAAAGAAGCUGGCUAAUGUGCAAUCUCAUCUGGAAAAGUUAGUGUCUAACAAUUAUUAUUUGAACAAGUCUGCUAAAGAAGCGUAUAGAUCUUAUGUUCUGGCAUACAAUUCACAUUCUAGCAAGGACAUCUUUAAUGUUCACCGCCUUGAUCUGCAGGGGGUGGCAGCCUCAUUUUGCUUUGAUAACCCUCCAAAGGUUAGUAUCAACAUAGAUAGUAGUGCGUCCAAAUUCAGAAAGACAAAACGAAAUGACGGACGAAGUCGGAAUGGAUUUAGCAGUAGCAAUCCCUAUGGGAACAGAAGUUCAGGCCAUUGAGGACCUCCUUCUGGAGAAGGUUAAAUGUGAUGGCUAGUCCGGGAAGAUGGACAGUCAAGUAUAAACCCUGGAAGAGGAUCAGAUAGCUGCCAACUCUGAGCUUUUCUCCAAUUUUGUGCUGAGUUUUUCUCUUUAUAAAUUUUGUUAGAUUUACGUAAGAUUAUAUAUUUAUGCUGUAAAGUGUAUAUGACAAACACAGACUCCCAGCAAGGAAAACCAUGAUGACUAUGAUACUGUUCUUUGUUAUUCAUGCUGUUUAAUGUAAUUGUUAUUUUCAAUGGUA